UUAUAAUUAGGCUGCAAACAAACACUUGAAAAACCCUCUCCACUAAACCCCACAGACUCAUAACAUGGCGGAAGCUUCAUCGACUUUGGAAUCAAAUGCUUCCUCAGAUGAUUCCAUCAUCAAAAGCAUUCAAGAAACCAUCUUUUCCGAGUUGGGUUUGAUCCCCGAAACCACAACAGAGGAUAAACAACUCAAUCCAUCGAUUCCUGUAGCUCAAAUUGACGAUUCACAUGUCCAAAAAGUGCUAGAUUUAGGUCAAAACAAUGACACCCAGAUCACAAAUUCCACUAAUUUGUUACCAACGGAAUCAAUUGAUGAAAUAAAGCCAGAACAAAACGUGGGUUUGACAGAGGGUUUGAAGAGGAAUGAGAAAACCGAAAUCAAGAAAGAAAAAAGGGUUAGAAAAAGGGGAAAAGGGUUGAAAAAGCAGGCGAAUGAUGAUUUCGAAAGGGUAAGUGUGUGUGAUUGUGAUAAAAGAGGUGAUAAGGUGAGAGUGGUGUAUACAAGAGAAGAAAUUGAGGGUUUGAGGGAUGUUGGGAUUGAACAACAAAAGAAGAAGUGGUUUGAGGUUUACUGUGGGCUUGGAUCAGCUGUGGCGAAGGAGUACGAUAAUUUGACGGGUUGUAAGCAUGAUGACGAGGGGAAUUAUGUGAGUUUUGACCCUCGGCUUCAGUUUGCCAACAAAAAGGGUGUUGCUGCUGAUAGCCUUGGUGACGAGUCUGAAAACGUUAGUUCCAAAUUGCAGAAUAUGAACCAAGUGGAUGAUUUAUCUGGUGUUAACGUCGAUGAUUUUGAUGGAGAGGAAUAUUGCUACGAAGACGAAGAUAGCAGUGAUUCAGAAUAUGUUAGCAUCCAAAGGCCUGCGCUUUAUGUCACUGGGGAACCUGAUUUUGAUUCGGGCCCACCACAAGACGGGCUAGAAUAUCUUAGGCGGGUCAGAUGGGAAGCAAAGCGUAUACCAAAGGUGACGAUUGCAAAGGUGGAGAAAAAGGUGAUAAACAAAGAACAGACUGUCUAUAUGCCAAAUAUUCCGGAUAUUGCAGCAUGUCCGGAACAUUUGAUGCCAUCAAAAGAGUGGGAAGAUGUUUUUCUUGCUGAUUUUUCAAAGCUUCGGCUGGCGUUAUCCGAGUUCGAAAGUUCUGAUUCCACAUUCUCUGACCAAAUCGAAUCAAUCCCCCUUGCUCAGAGCAUUAUAGACAAUACGAUUCAAGAAAAUCUCGAUUUCUGCCCGACAGAUGAUGACACAAUCACAGUUCAAGAAAAUCUUGAUGUCAACCAAACAGAAGACAAAACCACCAUCUGUGACUGGCCCAGCUUGCGAACCAUCAUGGAGACGGAACCCAGGGCCCGCGUGGCAAUGCUGAGAAAGCGGAUAAUAUCCGUGGAGCAGAUGAGCUAUCUGGGUCGACCCGACUGUGCUUGGUUGUUUGCUCUUUGUGCAGCCAUCGAUACACCUCUAGACGCUGACACAAGCGCUUCACUUCGUUGCCUGUUGAGAAAAUGUGCGACCCUGCGGGCUGAAAAAGCGAGUCUUGAUGAUGAAGUUAUCAUGCUGAAUAUAUUAGCAACUAUAUCUGGCAAGUAUUUUGGGCAGUUGGAAAAAAAUUAGUUGAAACGCCUAACAGAAAUGAACGAUUGAGUUUUUGAUCUGAGAUGGGAUUUUGAGAAAGAUAGUUUUUUGAAACAUGUUUUUAGUUAUAAAGGUGGUGGUUUUAUGGCUAAUUCCAUGAUGUAGCUCGCGGUUUUGUCAUGGAUUAACAUUUUCUUUUUUGUUUAAAAGCGUAUAUGUUUUGAUGGCUUGUAGAUUGUAAGAGUGUAAUCAAGUCGAAUACAAGGUUAGGUUAAUCUAAACUUGAUACGAAUCGUCAGUUUUGAGAAUGGUUACUUGAACUCA
This is a messenger RNA of Helianthus annuus (common sunflower), 1894 nucleotides long. RefSeq lists its product as uncharacterized. Bases 65 to 1609 code for a protein of 514 amino acids. The transcript has 4 exons. Gene Ontology annotation, cellular component: SMN complex; nucleus. Gene Ontology annotation, biological process: spliceosomal snRNP assembly. Lineage: Eukaryota; Viridiplantae; Streptophyta; Magnoliopsida; Asterales; Asteraceae. The record is from RefSeq and is a predicted model, not a curated record.